Megalops cyprinoides (Indo-Pacific tarpon) is the source of this 2579-nucleotide messenger RNA. It is a transcript of the gene arhgdig, whose product is annotated as Rho GDP dissociation inhibitor (GDI) gamma. Gene Ontology annotation, cellular component: cytosol; membrane; cytoplasm. The coding region runs from base 159 to 833 and encodes 224 amino acids. Gene Ontology annotation, biological process: Rho protein signal transduction. Gene Ontology annotation, molecular function: protein binding; Rho GDP-dissociation inhibitor activity. NCBI's taxonomy places the organism in Eukaryota, Metazoa, Chordata, Actinopteri, Elopiformes, Megalopidae. The transcript is spliced from 6 exons. The record is from RefSeq and is a predicted model, not a curated record.
CACCACACUCUCUCUGGCACUGUGGCAGCAGUAGCAAUGCGCGACUGAUCCUCUUUCCGAAAUCCACUUGCUACAAGGUUCCCCCCGGAGUUUCGGUUCUUCGAUUUGGGUUUUUUUAUCAUUUCGUCAUCGCCCGAACUGGAAGCGGACAGGGCGCUAUGCUGGGCUGGGACGUGUGCGAGCUGGGCGGUCAGCUCCUCGACCUGCUCUGGUUGACGGUUUGCUACAGAGACAUCAUGGCCGACAAGGAGACAGAGACGCCUGUGACUGGAGACGAGGACGAGACGGACCUGAACUACCAGCCGCCGGCGCAGAAGUCGCUGCAGGAGAUCCAGGAGCUGGACAAGGAUGACGAGAGCCUCAACAAGUACAAGCAAGCGCUGCUGGGGGCCGGCCCCGUGGUGGCCGAUCCCUCCAUCCCCAACGUCCAGGUGACUCGGCUGACCCUCAUGUGCGACCAGGCCCCUGGGCCAAUCACCAUGGACCUCACAGGUGAUCUGGAUGCCCUGAAGAAGCAAAACUUCACCAUGAAGGAAGGGGUGGACUACAGGGUGAAGAUCCACUUCAAAGUCAACAAGGAAAUCGUGUCUGGGCUGAAGUACGUGCACCUGACAUACAGGAAAGGCUUGAGAGUGGAUAAAGCUGUGUACAUGGUGGGCAGCUAUGGGCCUCGGGUGGAGGAGCAUGAGUUUCUGACCCCCGUGGAGGAGGCACCAAAGGGCAUGCUCGUGCGGGGCGGCUACCACAUCAAGUCCUACUUCACAGACGACGACAAGACCGACCACCUGUCCUGGGAGUGGAACCUGCAGAUCAAGAAGGACUGGGACGAGUAGCGAGGCUCCGCCCCCUGCAGAGACGCCCCCCUCCCACCACCAUCAUCACCCCCCGUGCGUGCAAGACCACCGCACGUGUGCAGACGGGCAUACAAACAGGAAGCUGAGCUUCGCUCAGCCAUUGGGGGGGAGGGAUAACUGCAGAAAAUGGCACAUAUGUGGAUAUAACUGAUGAUAAAUAUAUUCCUCUGGGUCUAAGUUGGGAAAGGGGAGUGGGAGGGGGAGGGAGUGGGGAUUGCAUAAAGAGCAGUGAUAGUGAUCAGAAAAACAAAGGAGAUUCACUUCAUAGUCCAGCGUAUGAGCGUAAAACGCUGAAAAAAUAAAUGUCAGAUGAAGUCUUUGCACCUGAAUUCUCAGGUCCGGUAGUGUUUUGGUGUGCUGUUUUCUUUUCAUCUCUGAUGCACACUCCCCUCCAGUCUGUCUGACCCCAUGUGACACAUUUGGGCCAGUCAAAGACGAGUGUGGGUCGGGUGUGAAGAGAAAAUCAGAGAUGCCCAGUUCCUUAACCUGUGGUCACUGUACUGUCUUAGUACUGGUUGAACAUCUUUACUCAAAAUGCUUUCCAGGGCCUUACAGCCAUUUCAGCACAUGGUUUCAAUAACGAUUAGCUAUGAAGUGCAUAUCCUCCUGUACCAUCUUGAGGAAACUACAGUGAAGUAAGGAUGAGGGUAGUUCACCAGAGGAAACUAAUGUACAUUACUGUGUUCAAAUGAAAUUAGGUGUGCAGGAAUCCCGCCUUUGGCUUUAGUAUUAUGGAAACGUUAAUUGAACAUUGGCCAAUAGUGAAGGCCCUGGUUAAAGAAUGACUUUUCGAGAUGCUUGCCUUUGUGAUGUCAUCUUCCUCAUCUCGCUUUCUGUAUCUCCUUAUUUCAACCUUCCUGCUCUUCACUAUUUUCUUGCUUUGGGGAUUUAGAUGCUUGUUGUGGACAAUUGAUUUUGUUUUCAGGAAAUUUAAAUGAUUUUAGAGAAAAAAGGAGUUCAUAUACCAAAUGAAGAGGAUAGAUUUUAAAAGGGGUUAAGAUGCAAUGCAAACACCCUACAUUGUCUUUCUACUUCUACUUUGCAAUUCCUCAACUUCACCCAGUACUCAUUAUUGUUAUUUUCUGCUGAUAGUUAUUUACUCCAGAGAAUAUUUUUAAUCCAGCUAUUUUGAUCAGCACAUACAUAAUAUCCCAUAUAUAUUCAGCACUGAAACACAUUUAACAAUGAAAGUGUAAUAUGCCAAAUAGUAUUCAGAUAUGCUCAGUAAUUUGUUUUGUUUAGACAUAUAAAUAUCAAAAAGCACUUUUGAGAAAGGUGGAUGUGCAUGCAUACAAGUAUUUUUUCAGAUGUAUGAAAUUUGGCAUUAAAGAAAGUGUUUGACAUCUGAGCUUCUUUUUAUAUAACUGUAUGUUCAAUAUCUCCAAUCACAUUCUCAUUUUCACUGUGGAUGUGGAAAGGCCGAAAUGCAGUUGAACAAAACAAGGUAUGCUGAAGAUCUUUGUAAUCUAGUGUAACUAAAAUGUCACGAGUUUUCAUGGAGUUCCUGUCAAUUUGAUUACUGUAGAUUUAGCUGUACUGCAGUGGGUCAUGUGUAUAUUUUUUAAAGGAUCGAUAUUGUCAGUGUUGAUAUACAUUUAAAUGUCAUUCAAAAUGAGUCAUAAAACUACAAUGUGGGUGAUGUCUUGUUGCGUGCUGCAUGAAUAUAAAGGAUUCCUUUUUUAAAAACAUUUACUAUGAUUGUCAAGUUUUUAAAAGACAUGAAAA